Messenger RNA from Rubroshorea leprosula, 1781 nucleotides. The record is from the annotation of a GenBank genome assembly. Lineage: Eukaryota; Viridiplantae; Streptophyta; Magnoliopsida; Malvales; Dipterocarpaceae.
CAAAGAAUCAAAAUUGCAUGUGUAAAUGUAAACUUGAUUUGAGAAAUUGAAGGGCAUGCGGACCAUCAAUUGUAUAAAGAAAAAUCAUAUCGACGGGGAACCAUUCAUCUCCAUUCUAUUGUAGUAUAGCCGAACAGAAUUCAUCCCUCUCCGCCCUAAACUGUUUCUUCUUAGUAGACCUGGCAAACGGGCAUGUUGGGUCGGGUUAGGGUCGGAUCAUAAUGGGUCUACUUCUUAGUCAAUCGAUAGCCAGUCUUCGGGAGUUACUGUCUCAGUGCCAUGGAGCCACAUCAGGAGAGAGCCGGAGUUCCUCAGUCUCCUUGCCCACCGGUACCAGACCAUGGCGGUGGUUUCUCACCCAUCCUUGCUGUUUUCUUCCCUUUCUUGGCUAUAGCGUCUAUGGCAAGCUCUUCCAUUUACAUCAGUCGUUUAACUCAAUUGUACACGUAUCCGAUACUGAUUCCAUCUCCAUCAAAUAUUAAGAAUAGCUUAUCAAUUUUGCACAAAGUCCCAGAAGGUCAUGUUGGUGUUUAUUGGAGGGGAGGUGCUCUUUUAAAGACAAUUACAGAUCCAGGUUUCCAUUUGAAGAUGCCUUUGCUAACUGAAUAUGAGCUUGUUCAAGUCACUCUUCAAACAGAUCAGGUGAGGGAUAUCCCUUGUGGUACUAAAGGAGGUGUAAUGAUCAACUUUGAAAAGAUAGAGGUUGUUAAUCGGCUUCGUAAAGAAUAUGUGUAUGAGACGUUGCUGAACUAUGGUGUUCAUUAUGACAACACAUGGAUAUAUGAUAAGAUUCAUCAUGAAAUCAAUCAGUUCUGCAGCUCUCAUACCCUCCAACAAGUCUAUAUUGAUGUUUUUGAUCAAAUUGAUGAAAAGAUGAAAGAUGCUCUUCAGGGUGACUGCACACGUUACACACCAGGUAUUGAAAUCAUUAGUGUGCGUGUGACUAAGCCAUCCAUCCCAGAUAGCAUUAGAAGAAAUUAUGAACAAAUGGAAGAGGAGCGCACGAAGGUUUUAAUUGCUAUUGAGCGUCAAAAAGUUGUUGAGAAAGAGUCUGAGACAAAGAAAAAGAUAGCUAUCAGUGAAGCUGAAAAGAAUGCCACUGUUAGCAAGAUCAUUAUGGAACAGAAGCUGAUGGAAAAGGACAGUGCCAGGACGCAGCAAGAAAUUGAGAUCCAGAUGUACCUUGCUCAUCAAAAGAGCCUAGCAGAUGCUGAUUUUUAUCGAGUAAUGAAGGAAGCUGAAGCAAACAAGUUGAAGCUGACUCCUGAAUUUCUUGAGCUCAAGUUUAUUGAGGCCAUUGCUGAUAAUACAAAAAUUUUCUUUGGAGACAAGGUACCAAAUAUGGUUUUGGAUCAGAGGCUGCUCGGGAACUUCCUUCAAAACAUGAGUAGUAAGGUGUAUAGUGACAUUGGAAUGGGGAUGCCAGAUGUUUAAGUUGCAAUGGUUUUCAAAAUCAAGUGGUAGUUUGGGAACUUCCAUAAGCACUGCUUAGUGGGGAAGGAAGGGGUAGGUCAGAUGUUUAAGUUGCGGUGGUUUCCAAAAUCAUGUCGUAGUUUGUACAUACGGUCUAACAGUGUAGAGAAGUCAAAAAAGCGUCUUGUUUUGUGACUAAUUUUUGGUUGAUGUCUCUCUUUGUUAACAACAGUAGCUGUGCUUACCCCCAAAAUGGGAAAAAGGUGAAAAACUACUGCAGUUGUAACUAAUGCAACAGUGAAUAGUCUUUUUUCUGGCGUCUUUACUUUGUAUGAUGAAUAAUUUAUGAAUAAUGAUGAAUGGAAUUA